Striga asiatica is the source of this 309-nucleotide messenger RNA. NCBI's taxonomy places the organism in Eukaryota, Viridiplantae, Streptophyta, Magnoliopsida, Lamiales, Orobanchaceae. The record is from the annotation of a GenBank genome assembly.
AUGGAGAAAAUAGUGAAGUUGGCAUCAGAAAAUGGGAUAUUGAUAUUCAGCAAGAGCAGUUGUUGUUUGUGCUACACGGUUCAGGUGCUGUUCCAGGAGAUCGGGGCCCGGCCGCUGGUGUACGAGGUGGACCACGACCCAAUGGGCCACGAGAUCGAGUUGGCCCUCCGGAGGUUAAUGGGCUCCGACUUUGGGCCUCUGCCGGCCGUGUUCGUUGGUGGUGAGCUUGUGGGGUCCACCAAUGAGGUGAUGUCACUACACCUCAGUGGCUCAUUGGUUCCCUUACUAAGGCCGUACCACGUGCAGUAA